This is a messenger RNA of Cladocopium goreaui, 414 nucleotides long. The record is from the annotation of a GenBank genome assembly. NCBI's taxonomy places the organism in Eukaryota, Dinophyceae, Suessiales, Symbiodiniaceae.
AUGUCUUCCGGCAUUACCCCAACUGAUGAGUGCGUCUCUCUCUUCAAUGACAUGAAGUUGAAGCACGACAGGAAAUGGAUCAUCUUCAAGAUCGAUGACAAGCAGAUUGUGAAGGAGAGGGAGGGAGACAAGGAUGCAACCUACGAGAGCUUCAUGGCAGCCCUCAAGGAAGUUGCUGAGAAUGAGCCACGCUAUGCAGUUGUCGAUUACCACUACAAGACCGAGGAUGGCCGCCCUCAGGACAAGCUGCUCUUCAUUGCGUGGUCUCCAGACACUUGCGGAGUGAAACCAAAGAUGACCUACGCGUCAAGCAAGGAUGCCCUGCUCAAGAAGUUGAACGGCGUUCACAAGGCUUUGCAGAUCACCGAAUCUUCCGAUCUGGAUCCCAAGGAAAUCGAGAGCCAGCUGAAGUGA